Ilex paraguariensis (yerba mate) is the source of this 282-nucleotide messenger RNA. Lineage: Eukaryota; Viridiplantae; Streptophyta; Magnoliopsida; Aquifoliales; Aquifoliaceae. The record is from the annotation of a GenBank genome assembly.
AUGACUCCGGCGAAUGAAAUUCAAAUUCUUAAUCCCGACUACAUCAAUUUGUUCACUCCAGGAUCAAAUCCUAGCUCCAUCUCAUUAAUGAUUCUAGCUUGCUCCUACCAAAAACCUCCUUCUCAGUCAUCCGACACUGAAGUUGAAGAAAAACCAGCGAAGCCCGUGCCGGUUAUGCAGCCGGAAAUGGAGCCGAAGAUCGUCGUUAUCAUGGCGGGAGACGACAACCCUAGAUACCUGGCAAAGCCUGUAUUGCCUACUCGCCAUAGUGAACAAGUCUAA